GAAGUCUUUUCAUGCUUAGGCCACACUGGAUGCAAAACCAACGCAGAUUUGGGGCAGAAACGAUAGCUAAAUUUCAUGAAUGUGAGAAUAAAAAUAGAGAGGGAACCGUGGGAUUAAACGCACAUGGAUCCUAAUCGGAUAAUCCAGGCUCUGAAAGGAACCAUUGACCCCAACCUGAGGAUAGCGGCAGAGAAUGAACUCAACCAGUCCUACAAGAUCAUUAAUUUCGCCCCUACCUUGCUUCAGAUCAUUGUGUCGGAGCAGGUGGAGUUUCCUGUUCGUCAGGCAGCUGCCAUCUAUCUGAAGAACAUGGUGAGUCAGUACUGGCAGGAUAGGGAGCCUUCUGUGGGGGAAGUUGUUUUUCCCUUCAACAUCCAUGAGAAUGAUCGACAGCAGAUCAGAGACCAAAUCUUGGAGGGAAUCAUUCGCUGUCCAGAGUCCAUACGUGCACAGCUGACCAUGUGUUUGCGAGCCAUCAUCAAACAUGACUUCCCUGGCCGCUGGACUGCCAUAGUGGACAAGAUCAACCUGUACCUGCAGUCUCCAAACAGUGGCAGCUGGUAUGGAGCCCUGCUGGCUCUCUACCAGCUGGUCAAAACAUAUGAGUACAGGAAAGCAGAUGAGAGAGAGCCGUUGCUUGCAGCCAUGCAGAUUUUCCUGCCAAGGAUUCAACAAAUCAUCAGCCAGCUUCUGGCCGAUGGCACCAUCUUUUCAGUCCUCAUUCAGAAACAGAUCCUCAAGAUCUUCCAUGCUCUCGUACAGUAUUCGCUUCCUCUCCAGUUGAUCAACAAUACAGUGAUGACUCAGUGGAUGGAAAUUUUCAGAGCCAUAAUGGACAGAGACAUCCCAGCUGAAACAUUGGAGGUUGAUGAGGAUGACCGUCCUGAGCUGGCAUGGUGGAAGUGUAAAAAGUGGGCACUGCGCAUCAUCACCCGACUGUUUGAGCGGUAUGGAAGCCCUGGCAAUGUGACAAAAGAAUACUACGAGUUUGCAGAUUUUUUCCUGAAGACAUAUGCAUUGGGCAUACAGCAGGUCUUACUAAAGGUAGUGGACCAGUACCGGCAGAAACAGUACGUUACUCCUCGGGUUCUACAGCAGUGUCUCAACUACCUCAACCAGGGUCUGUCACACUCACUGACCUGGAAACAGAUGAAGCCGCACAUGCAGAGUAUUUGCCAGGAGGUCAUCUUCCCUCUUAUGUGCUACAAAGAUGAGGAUGAGAAGCUGUGGCAAGAAGACCCAUAUGAGUAUAUUCGCAUGAAGUUCAACCUCUACGAUGACCACGCCCUCCCAGUCACUGCUGCCCAGAGCCUCCUGUGUAAAGCAGCACGCAAGAGGAAAGAGGUUCUACCUCAGAUGAUGGAGUUCUGUCAUCAGAUCCUGAUGGACCCCUCUGCUGAUCCAUGCAGGAUGGAUGGAGCGCUGCACUGCAUUGGAGCUCUAGCUGAGCUCUUACUGAAGAAACGGAUGUACAGGGAACAAAUGGAGUUAAUGCUUCAAAACUACAUCUUCCCCUUGCUUAAUUCUCCCUUGGGUUAUCUGCGUGCCAGGUCAUGCUGGGUACUGCACUGCUUCAGCCCAUUGCAUUUCCAUGAUGAGCUGGUACUGAGGAAUGCUGUGGAGUUGGUCAAACAGGAUCUGAUAGAUGACAAAGAGAUGCCUGUCAAGGUGGAGGCUGCCAUUGCUUUACAGACACUGGUCAGCAACCAAGAACAAGCCAAGCUGUACAUCAGGCCUUACAUUCGGCCAGUCAUGCAGGAGCUUCUGCAUGUGGUCAGAGAGACAGAGAACGAUGACCUGACAAAUGUAAUUCAGAAAAUGAUCUGCGAGUACAACCAGGAAGUAGCCAUCAUUGCGGUGGAUAUGACACAGAAUCUGGCAGAGAUCUUCACCAGAGUUCUUCAAAGUGAGGAGUAUGAGGAGAAUGAAGAUAAGACUGUUAUGGCUCUUGGCAUCCUCAGCACAAUUGACACCAUCCUCACUGUCAUGGAGGACCACAAGGAGAUCACUCAACAGCUGGAGGGGAUCUGCUUGCAGGUGAUUGGACUGGUCUUGCAGAAACCCAUCAUAGGUAUGGCAGAAUUCUACGAAGAGAUCCUGUCACUGGCAUUUGGCCUUACCUGUCAGACCAUCUCCUCCCAGAUGUGGCAGCUUUUGGGUGUCCUUUAUGAAGUCUUCCAGCAUGACUGCUUUGAUUACUUCACUGAUAUGAUGCCUCUUUUGCACAACUACAUUACUGUGGAUACGGACAUGCUUCUAUCCAAUCCAAAGCACUUAGAGGUCAUCUACAGCAUGUGCAAAAAGGUAUUGACCAUGGAUUCAGGUGAAGAUGCUGAAUGUCAUGCAGCCAAACUGUUAGAGGUUAUCAUCCUCCAGUGCAAAGGCAGAGGUAUCGACCAGUGCAUCCAUCUGUUUGUGGAGGCAGUGCUGGAGCGUUUGAUGCGGGGGGUGAAAUCCAGUGAGCUAAGGACAAUGUGUCUCCAGGUUGCCAUUGCUGCUCUGUACUAUAACCCAGCUCUGCUCAUCCACACUAUGGACAACAUGCACUUUCCACACAACCUGCAGCCCAUAACCACACACUUCAUCAACCAGUGGAUGAACGACACAGAGUUCUUCCUGGGACUUCAUGACCGUAAGAUGUGCAUCAUUGGACUGAGUGUUCUAAUUGAGCUUCCUAACCGGCCAGCUGUGCUGGAUGCAGUUGCUGCCCAGAUUGUCCCCUCCAUUCUACUCCUUUUCCUGGGCCUCAAACACCUUAAUGCUUCCCGCCUAAUCAACAAACCAGAGCUGCUUACCUGUGCAGAGGCUCAGGAUGAAGACCAGAACGAGGAAAUUCCAAGUGAUGAAGAUGAGAUGAACGAGAAUGGUAACAUGCAGCAGUCCAGCAUGUCAGCAGGCCAAGGAGGCGAGGAUGAUGAUGAUGAUGAUGAUGAAGAUGACUACUGGGAUGAUGAUGGUUUUGAGGGAACGCCUCUGGAGGAGUACAGCACGCCUCUGGACUAUGACAAUGGAGAGGACGAGUAUCAGUUCUUCACGUCCGCCCUGCUCAGGGUUCAGAGUUCUGAUCCAGCCUGGUACCAGUGUUUGACUGCUGCUCUCAGUGACGACCAGAAGAAACAGCUUCAGGAGAUCUACAGCAUCUCACAGCAGAGGAGGAGCAGUGCAGCUAAAGGCCAGUGGUGAGCGACAACACGAGGAAAGUGAGAGAGUGCUGAAGAGAGAAUUGAGCUGUAGAAUCAAAGAAGAGAAAAGCUGGUCUGAGCUGAAGUUUACUUCAGUCCAAUCUGAACAAUGUCUGCUGACAUCAGACCACAUCUGAACAGAUCCUACCAAAACCUGUUCCCAGGGUUUCAUUUGAACUGGAUGGAGCUGGGUGCUGGGUGCUGGGUGGUGGGUUGGAAUCACAACAGUUGGUGACUUGCUGCACUGCACAAGGCCCCGACUGGAAUAUUACGUUCACUGGGACAGAGCCACUGGCCUGUGAGAGCCCGUGGGUGUGCAUUUGUGACUGUGUUUGUCUCUGUAUACAUGAGGAAAAGGUGUGCAUUAUAAAUAUAAAGGUUCUUGACCAGCACAAUACACAUUUUUUGUACAGUGCAGUCCUUCAAUUUGUGACUAAGUAACUGUGUUUGCGUGUUUGUCUCUAAGAGAAACUGUAAAAAAUAAAAAUGCAUCAGAGUGUGUUUUUGUACAUACUGUAACCCCCCCUUCCCCCCGAAGCUUAGACUGUGGAUGGAAAGAAAGUCGAAGGCCUUUGACUAUAUUACAUAGAUAAAAUAGGAGAGGAAUUUCAGGAGAUGCCAUUUUUGGCCGUGUUUGGAUUUGUCUUUUUAAGGUUUGUAGGAAUCAAUUUAAAAACAUCCAAAAUCUUCAUGCAACAUUUUUCUUAGUUGUUUCAUUUUUCUGUACUUUCUUUACUCCUUACCUUUACCAAACAUAAUUUUUGGUGUUUUGGCACAUGACCUGCUGAACUAGUACAGUUAGUACAGCUAAAAAGAGUAUAAGCCUUUGUAAAUGCCAGGAUUUUUGAAUUGAUUACUCAUAAAAUGUGAUUUUAAAAUGUGUCAACAUAUAAAAAAAAAACCUCUGACUUUUUACCUUUUUACAACAAACACCUCCAUGUUUCCUGUAGCUACAUAAGAAUUCUGGAACAUUCCUCUCUACAAAACUGCUUUGGUUAACAUAUUAUUGGGAUGUUUUGAUUCUUAUUUUUCAAACAUUCUGUUUUUGUUUCAGUGUUUUUGUUGUAGUAGGUACUGUACAUAAACACACAUUCUAGCAAGUUGUAGAGGAUGUUUUUUUCCUGUUGUCUUUGGGUUCUUUUCCCCUCUUUUUGAAUUACACAUUGUACUUAUGAUCUUUGGAGAACAGUCAUUCUUUAGAAUGAGUAGUCCUGAAUUUAGUCAAUUUGUGUUUUUGUAGAUUGAUAAACACCAAGGUCUUUUGCAUAGAUUGUAUAAUUAUUUCAUUUAUAAAGUGCCAAUUCACAACAACAGCUGUCUCAAAGUGCUUCAUAUUGUAAGGUAAAGGCCAUACAAUAUUAUCUCCCUGCCAACGCCAAGCAAGGAGUUGGUGCUGCUGGAGGAAGACCCUUAAAAGAGGAGAAGAUGUUCAGCAAAACCAGGCUCAGGGAGGGCCAGCCAACUCCCUCAACUGGUUGAAGGGUUUAGGAGGGUUUAGGACAGCAAAUGGGACAAAUCACAAAUGAGGAGCGAGUGAAAAGCAGAAGUGCUCCAUAUAUCAAGGGAAGUCACACAACAGCAUGAGGCUCAAAUGAUCCAGAUUCAAGUUCACAUGAUCCUAUCUUUAAUUCUUUCCCACAUAAAGGCAAUAUUUGACAACAACUCGAAUAAGCAUCCAAGGGGAAAAGAGAAGGUUGAGGCCUUAUUUCAAAAGUGUGUAGGGUGUCUCUCUCUUCCAAAUCCAAAGUUUUGUUGUUUUUUUUUUUCCCCUGGGGUCAAAAAUUUGGUCUUAAAAGGGGGCUCUUUUCAGGUUUUGAGAAAAUCUUCCUAAAAUUACUAUGGAGUUUAAUGGAGGAGUUGGAAGGAACUCCCUGUACUUGAAUCCCCACAGUUUCAAAAGUUUACAUCUGUCAGGGUUGUAGAUUACACAUGAUUUAAAAGUAGAGGAGUGGCUCUACAUUUUGAUGAUAAAAUGAUGAAUGAUGACUGUGUAGCAAACUGUGGACACAGCGGCAGUUUAAGGAGAAAAAUGUCAGAUGAAAAAUUUGAAGUCUCCCGCUCUACUAAUUAGGCUCCCAGUCUAGCCAAUGGAAUACAUACCCAUUAUAAAUUUUUGCAAAGGUUGUAAAAGUGCAUCAAACUUAAACUGGAACUAUAAAAGAUAUUGAAAAGAUAAAUACAAGAUUAAUAGUUUAAUGUCUUUACUUUGUUUUAAAGUUGGAGUGAUGUCUGUAGCUGAAAGUAUGUGGAAGUAGUUAUAUAACACAACAGUCUUCAUGUAGUGCAACAAUUCGUCUUUUAAGAUCCUCAGAGAGUUCUUUGCCAUGAGGUGCCAUGUUGGAACUUUAAGUGACCAGUAUGAGAGAGUGUGAGAGCUGUACU
Molecule: messenger RNA, 5564 nt
Organism: Archocentrus centrarchus (flier cichlid)
Lineage: Eukaryota; Metazoa; Chordata; Actinopteri; Cichliformes; Cichlidae
Gene: ipo8
Product: importin 8
Exons: 25
Coding region: 124-3183 (1019 amino acids)
Biological process (GO): protein import into nucleus
Cellular component (GO): cytosol; nuclear envelope
Molecular function (GO): small GTPase binding
Source: RefSeq, a predicted model, not a curated record